Molecule: messenger RNA, 834 nt
Organism: Microtus ochrogaster (prairie vole)
Lineage: Eukaryota; Metazoa; Chordata; Mammalia; Rodentia; Cricetidae
Product: immunoglobulin lambda-1 light chain-like
Exons: 4
Coding region: 1-711 (236 amino acids)
Source: RefSeq, a predicted model, not a curated record
AUGGCCUGGAUUCCUCUCCUCUUCUUCCUCCUUCAUUGUACAGGUUCUGUGGCCUCCUAUGAGCUGAUCCAACCAUCUUCAUUAUCAGUCGCUGUAGGAGAGACUAUUGAAAUCACUUGCUCUGGGGAUCAAUUGCCAAAAAAUUAUGCUCAUUGGUUUCAGCAAAAGCCAGGCCACUCCAUUAUGCGACUCAUAUAUGAAGAUACUAAGCUCUCGUCAGGGAUCCCUGACCGAUUCUCUGGUUCCAGUUCAGGGACAACAGCCACUUUGACUAUCAGUAGAGCUCAGCCUGAGGAUGAGGCUGACUAUUACUGUCUUUCAUCAUAUGGUGAUGGUAGUAAUAUCAAACCCACAUGUUGGGUGUUCGGCGGAGGAACCAAAUUGACUGUCCUGGGUCAGCCCACAUCUCACCCUUCAGUCACCUUGUUUCCACCUUCUCCUGAGGAGCUCAAGACCAGCAAGGCCACACUGGUGUGUAUGAUCAAUGACUUUUACCCUGGUGAUUUGGCAGUGACCUGGAAAGCAGAUGGUACAACUAUCACCCAGGGUGUGGAGACAAGUAACCCUUCCAAACAGGGCAACAAAUACUUGGCUACCAGCUUCUUGACUUUGACAGAAGAUGCAUGGAAAUCUAAAAACCAAGUCAGCUGUGAGGUCACUCAUGAAGGGACAAAAGUGGAGAAGAGUUUGUCGCCUGCAAUGUGUUCCUAGGCCUUCCAAUAUUCAUCUUACCCAUAGAAACUGGGAUUAGAAUAAUGAACAAAUACUGCUCUUGCCUAUCAUAGCCCUUCCCCCUGCUCCUGAAAUGCAAAAUAAAAUAUCUGUUCUCAACCU